This is a messenger RNA of Oikopleura dioica, 618 nucleotides long. The record is from the annotation of a GenBank genome assembly. Lineage: Eukaryota; Metazoa; Chordata; Appendicularia; Copelata; Oikopleuridae.
AUGAAGUGGAUUAUUCUUUUUCUUUUUACUAUCGCAGGCACAGAAGUGUCCGCUCAAUCCUUAAUCGAGCGAAUUCCUGAAGCUACAGUCACUCCUCGCGCUCUAGAAAAAGAAAGCAGAAAGAAACACCGACGAAAAAUUCUCAAAAAGCUCGACUCCCUGGGACUCCAUCAGAAUCAAGAGUGUACGAUACACGAUGAUUGCCCGAGUCGGCGAUUCUGUUUCAGACUGGAGAACGGUCAUCCCUUUGGAAAGUGCCACAAAUGCUUGAAGAAGAAACAAAAGUGUACUGAAGAUAUUGAAUGCUGUCAAGGAGAGGGGGGCAAUGCGAAGAAUGAGUGUAGAAAUGGCGUUUGCUCCAAACGAAGAAAAAAGAGUUCGCCGAAAUCAAGACGAACGCGGUCAAGACGUCGGAGGCUCCGAUGUCUAACCCAGAAAAGCUGUAAGCAUCGCGAAAUCUGCGCGCGCCACUCAAAACACAGCCAUGGUUUCUGCCACACGCCUCUGGCAAAAGAUAAGCCAUGCAGUCCGAAACCAGAACGAGCGAAAUACAGAAGACCUCCAUGUGCCGACGGGUUAGCCUGUCUCAAGAAUGGAAAGAAGUUCACCUGCCAGUAA